AGAGGGAGGAGGCGGAGGGGGCGGGGAGGCAGUGCCGCGGCGGCACCAGGAACCCGCGGCAGCGGAGCUACAGGGCCCCGGCGGGGGAAAGGGGAAGUUGUGAGGGGGAGGAGGUCAGAGAGCGCCUCAUCCCACUCUGGACGCAGAGCCGGCGGCGGGAGGAGCUUGGGCUGGAGCCUCUCCAGCCUCCCGCGAAGGUUUCAGCACAAAAUGAACAUAAUUAGGGAAAAUAAGGAUUUGGCAUGUUUCUACACAACAAAACAUUCAUGGAGGGGAAAGUAUAAGCGUGUCUUUUCAGUUGGAACCCAUGCAAUUACUACAUAUAAUCCAAAUACUUUAGAAGUAACUAAUCAGUGGCCUUAUGGAGACAUUUGCAGCAUCAGUCCUGUUGGAAAAGGUCAAGGAACAGAGUUCAAUCUCACAUUUCGUAAAGGCAGUGGGAAAAAGUCAGAGACUUUAAAAUUUUCUACAGAGCACAGAACAGAACUUCUUACAGAAGCAUUGAGAUUUAGAACUGAUUUUUCAGAGGGAAAAAUCACAGGAAGGAGAUAUAACUGCUAUAAGCAUCACUGGAGUGAUACAAGAAAACCUGUAAUUUUGGAAGUAACUCCUGGAGGCUUUGACCAAAUUAAUCCUACAACCAACAGAGUACUUUGUUCCUAUGACUAUAGAAACAUUGAAGGCUUUGUAGAUCUCUCUGAUUAUCAAGGAGGAUUUUGUAUACUUUAUGGAGGAUUUAGUAGAUUGGUGAGUAAUGUUUUUAAAACAGCAUUUGUAUUUGCUUUGGUUUGUGACUCCGAAAAUCCACAGCUUUUUACCAUUGAAUUUAUAAAAGGGCAAGUCCGGAAAUACUCUUCAACAGAAAGAGAUUCCUUGUUAGCAAGUUUGCUGGAUGGAGUAAGAGCCUCUGGUAACAGAGAUGUUUGUGUAAAAAUGACACCAACCCAUAAAGGUCAGCGAUGGGGGUUACUCAGUAUGCCUGUUGAUGAGGAAGUAGAGAGCCUGCAUCUCAGAUUCUUAGCUACACCUCCAAAUGGCAAUUUUGCAGAUGCUGUAUUCAGAUUCAAUGCUAAUAUUUCGUAUAGUGGAGUUCUACAUGCAGUAACGCAGGAUGGUCUCUUCUCAGAAAACAAAGAAAAACUGAUCAAUAAUGCCAUAACAGCAUUAUUGUCCCAAGAGGGAGAUGUUGUUGCUUCAAAUGCAGAACUUGAGAGUCAAUUCCAGGCUGUAAGAAGACUUGUAGCUUCCAAAGCUGGUUUUCUGGCCUUCACUCAGCUUCCAAAGUUCCGGGAGCGUUUAGGGGUGAAGGUAGUAAAAGCACUCAAGAGGAGCAACAAUGGAGUGAUCCAUGCAGCCGUUGAUAUGCUUUGUGCCCUCAUGUGUCCCAUGCAUGAUGACUAUGACCUAAGACAAGAACAGCUAAACAAAGCUUCUCUUCUCUCUUCAAAGAAGUUUCUGGAAAAUUUACUGGAGAAAUUUAAUUCCCAUGUGGAUCAUGGGACUGGUGCCCUAGUUAUUAGUUCACUUUUGGACUUCCUUACCUUUGCCCUCUGUGCUCCAUAUAGUGAGACGACUGAAGGGCAGCAGUUUGAUAUGCUUUUAGAGAUGGUAGCCUCCAAUGGAAGAACCCUCUUUAAACUCUUUCAGCAUCCUUCCAUGGCAAUUAUAAAGGGAGCUGGAUUGGUUAUGAAGGCAAUAAUAGAGGAAGGUGACAAAGAAAUUGCUACAAAAAUGCAGGAACUUGCCCUAAGUGAAGGUGCCUUACCUCGCCACUUGCAUACUGCAAUGUUUACAAUAAGUUCAGAUCAAAGGAUGCUCACAAAUAGACAGCUAAGUAGACAUUUAGUGGGGCUCUGGACGGCUGAUAAUGCAACUGCGACAAACUUGUUGAAACGCAUUUUGCCACCAGGCUUGCUCGCAUACUUGGACAGCUCAGAUCCAGUUCCUGAGAAGGAUGCUGAUCGGAUGCAUGUUAGAGAUAAUGUGAAAAUAGCAAUGGAUCAGUAUGGAAAAUUUAAUAAAGUUCCAGAAUGGCAAAGACUGGCUGGAAAAGCCGCUAAAGAAGUUGAAAAAUUUGCCAAAGAAAAAGUGGACCUUGUGUUGAUGCACUGGAGGGAUAGGAUGGGCAUUGCUCAAAAAGAGGUAAAAAAAUAUGCUUCUAAAUUUAUAGCAUUUCUACAUGUCCUAGGCCUAACUUCAGUUUCUGUUGUUCACAGUGAAGGCAUUCAGAUAUGUCUGACCGAAUACCUGAAGCUUAAAAUGAAUAUGUCUAGGUUUAGUCAAGACCACGCCAGGUCAAACCUUAUUUGGAAUUUCAAAACACGAGAAGAACUGAAAGAUACUCUUGAAUCUGAAAUGAGAACAUUUAAUAUUGAUAGAGAGCUUGGUAGUGCUAAUGUGAUAUCCUGGAACCACCAUGAAUUUGAGGUAAAGUUCAAUUGCCUGGCAGAGGAAAUCAAAAUAGGAGACUAUUAUCUGAGAUUACUAUUGGAGGAAGAUGAGAAUGAAGAAAGUGGAUCAAUUAAGAGAUCGUAUGAAUUUUUCAAUGAGCUCUAUCAUCGCUUUCUUCUAACUCCAAAAGUAAACAUGAAGUGUUUAUGUUUACAAGCCCUUGCUAUUGUUUAUGGCAGAUGUCAUGAAGAAAUAGGACCUUUUACAGACACAAGAUACAUCAUUGGAAUGUUAGAGAGGUGCACAGAUAAACUUGAACGAGAUAGAUUGAUCCUCUUUCUAAACAAGUUGAUCCUUAACAAGAAAAAUGUUAAGGAUCUCAUGGAUUCAAAUGGAAUUAGAAUCCUUGUGGACUUACUUACUCUAGCACAUCUCCAUGUGAGCCGAGCUACAGUACCACUCCAAAGCAAUGUAAUUGAAGCUGCUCCAGACAUGAAGAGAGAGAGUGAAAAGGAAUGGUAUUUUGGCAAUGCAGAUAAAGAAAGGAGUGGCCCCUAUGGAUUUCAUGAGAUGCAAGAAUUGUGGACCAAAGGAAUGUUAAAUGCAAAAACCAGAUGCUGGGCUCAAGGCAUGGAUGGAUGGCGACCACUUCAGGCAAUACCCCAGCUUAAGUGGUGUCUGUUAGCCAGUGGACAGGCUGUUUUGAAUGAAACUGAUCUUGCUACCCUCAUAUUGAACAUGUUGAUCACAAUGUGUGGAUAUUUUCCAAGCAGGGAUCAAGAUAAUGCCAUUAUUCGGCCUUUACCCAGAGUGAAAAGACUACUAUCAGAUAGCACUUGCCUUCCCCACAUUAUUCAGUUACUGCUGACGUUUGACCCUAUCCUUGUUGAGAAGGUUGCUAUUUUGUUAUACCAUAUCAUGCAAGAUAACCCACAGUUACCUCGUCUUUAUCUGAGUGGAGUGUUUUUCUUUAUCAUGAUGUACACUGGUUCCAAUGUGCUUCCUGUUGCUCGGUUUUUGAAAUACACACAUACCAAACAGGCUUUCAAAUCAGAGGAGACAAAAGGACAAGAUAUUUUUCAGAGAAGUAUACUUGGGCACAUCCUACCUGAAGCAAUGGUUUGUUACUUAGAAAAUUAUGAACCUGAAAAAUUUUCUGAGACUUUUCUAGGAGAAUUUGAUACACCAGAAGCAAUCUGGAGCAGUGAAAUGAGGCGCCUCAUGAUAGAGAAAAUUGCUGCCCAUCUUGCUGAUUUCACACCUCGUCUUCAGAGUAAUACAAGAGCACUUUAUCAGUAUUGUCCCAUCCCAGUUAUCAACUAUCCACAGCUAGAAAAUGAACUAUUUUGUAAUAUUUAUUACCUCAAACAACUUUGUGAUACACUCCGAUUUCCAGAUUGGCCAAUUAAAGACCCGGUCAAGCUUCUAAAAGAUACGCUUGAUGCCUGGAAGAAGGAAGUAGAAAAGAAGCCACCCAUGAUGUCAAUAGAUGAUGCUUAUGAAGUGCUUAAUCUGCCUCAAGGACAGGGGACGCAUGAUGAAAGCAAGAUUAGAAAAGCUUACUUCAGACUUGCACAGAAGUACCACCCUGAUAAGAAUCCAGAAGGGAGGGAUAUGUUUGAAAAAGUAAAUAAAGCAUAUGAAUUUUUAUGUACCAAAUCAACAAAAAUAGUGGAUGGACCAGAUCCAGAAAAUAUAAUUUUAAUUCUGAAAACACAGAGCAUUCUCUUCAACCGACAUAAAGAAGAUUUACAGCCUUAUAAAUAUGCAGGGUACCCCAUGCUAAUUAGAACUAUAACAAUGGAAACUUCAGAUGACUUCCUUUUCUCGAAAGAAUCACCAUUAUUGCCUGCAGCUGCAGAGCUAGCUUUUCACACUGUCAACUGUUCAGCCCUCAAUGCUGAAGAGCUCAGAAGGGAGAAUGGGAUAGAGGUAUUACAGGAGGCAUUCAGUCGUUGUGUAGCUGUCCUGAAUCGCUCUAGUAAACCAAGUGACAUGUCAGUACAGGUGUGUGGACACAUAAGUAAGUGCUAUAGUGUGGCUGCUCAAUUUGAAGAAUGCCGAGAGAAGAUCACAGAAAUGCCUAGCAUCAUCAAGGAUCUCUGUCGAGUACUAUAUUUUGGCAAGAGUAUUCCACGGGUGGCUGCUCUUGCUGUAGAAUGUGUCAGUUCUUUUGCUGUGGAUUUCUGGCUACAGACACACCUCUUUCAGGCUGGAAUUUUGUGGUAUCUGCUUGGUUAUCUAUUUAAUUAUGACUAUACACUAGAAGAGAGUGGUAUUCAGAAAAGUGAAGAAACAAACCAGCAGGAAGUAGCCAACAGCCUUGCCAAACUGAGUGUCCAUGCUCUAAGUCGUCUUGGAGGAUAUUUGCCUGAAGAACAAGCAACCCCAGAAAAUCCAACUGUAAGGAAGAGUUUAGCUGGUAUGCUGACACCCUACGUUGCUAGAAAGCUUGCUGUCAUUAGUGCUACUGAGAUUCUGAAGAUGCUUAACAGCAACACAGAAAACCCCUAUUUGAUAUGGAACAACUCUACAAGAGCAGAGCUACUAGAAUUUCUUGAAUCACAACAAGAAAACAUGAUUAAAAAAGGUGAUUGUGAUAAAACUUAUGGAUCAGAAUUUGUCUACAGUGAUCAUGCCAAAGAACUUAUUGUGGGGGAGAUUUUUGUUAGAGUGUAUAAUGAAGUCCCUACUUUUCAACUAGAGGUUCCAAAAGCAUUUGCUGCAAGUCUCCUGGAUUACAUAGGCUCUCAGGCCCAGUAUCUGCACACGUUCAUGGCCAUCACACAUACUGCAAAAGUGGAAUCAGAGCAACAUGGAGACCGCCUGCCAAGAGUGGAAAUGGCUUUGGAGGCUCUGAGAAAUGUCAUAAAAUAUAAUCCAGGCUCUGAAAGUGAGUGCAUUGGUCACUUUAAGUUAAUAUUUUCUCUUCUCCGGGUCCAUGGAGCUGGUCAAGUGCAACAAUUAGCUUUAGAGGUUGUGAAUAUAGUGACAUCUAACCAAGAUUGUGUCAACAAUAUUGCAGAAUCAGUGGUUUUAUCCAAUUUACUGGCUCUUCUACAUUCAUUGCCAUCAAGUCGUCAGCUUGUUCUGGAAACUCUUUAUGCUUUGGCAUCAAGUACAAAAAUAAUCAAAGAAGCAAUGGCAAAGGGAGCUUUGAUUUAUUUAUUGGAUAUGUUCUGUAACUCAACACAUCCACAGGUUCGAACCCAAACAGCAGAACUUUUUGCCAAAAUGACAGCAGAUAAACUGAUAGGUCCAAAGGUUCGAAUUACAUUAAUGAAAUUUCUGCCUAGCGUUUUCAUGGAUGCUAUGAGAGACAACCCUGAAGCUGCUGUUCACAUUUUUGAAGGAACUCACGAAAAUCCUGAGUUGAUUUGGAAUGACAGUUCCAGAGAUAAAGUGUCUACAACAGUGAGAGAGAUGAUGCUAGAGCACUUUAAAAAUCAGCGGGACAACCCUGAUGUUAACUGGAAGUUGCCUGAAGAUUUUGCUGUGGUGUUUGGAGAAGCAGAGGGUGAACUUGCUGUUGGAGGAGUUUUCUUGAGAAUUUUUAUUGCACAACCAGCAUGGGUUCUCAGAAAGCCUAGAGAAUUUCUGAUUGCACUAUUAGAAAAAUUAACUGAGCUCCUGGAGAAGAACAGUCCUCAUGGAGAAACUCUGGAAACUUUGACAAUGGCAACAGUAUGUCUCUUCAGUGCACAACCUCAGCUGGCAGAUCAAGUCCCACCACUGGGCCACCUUCCCAAAGUUAUCCAGGCAAUGAAUCACAGGAACAAUGCCAUUCCUAAGAGUGCCAUUCGAGUUAUCCAUGCCCUGUCCGAAAAUGAGCUGUGUGUUCGAGCCAUGGCAUCCUUAGAAACCAUUGGCCCACUGAUGAAUGGAAUGAAAAAGCGAGCAGAUACUGUUGGUCUAGCCUGUGAAGCAAUUAAUCGAAUGUUUCAGAAGGAGCAGGGUGAAUUGGUAGCACAAGCCCUGAAAGCAGAUUUGGUCCCAUACCUCUUAAAAUUACUCGAAGGCAUAGGACUUGAAAAUUUGGACAGCCCCGCUGCCACCAAGGCCCAGAUUGUUAAAGCACUCAAAGCCAUGACUCGAAGCCUGCAGUAUGGAGAACAGGUGAAUGAAAUCCUGUCUCGCUCUUCAGUCUGGAGUGCCUUCAAAGAUCAGAAACAUGAUUUGUUCAUUUCUGACUCACAAACAGCAGGAUACCUCACAGGACCUGGAGUUGCUGGCUACCUUACCGCAGGUACAUCCUCAUCAGUCAUGUCUAACCUGCCACCUCCUGUAGACCAUGAGGCAGGCGACCUUGGCUAUCAGACUUGAAAUACUUACAAGAGACAAUAAUCGCUGAAAGGCCAGUGCCGAGUCCACAUUCCUCCAGCUGAUACGUUGAAGCAAACUCUUACUGCCUUUCUCCUGGUUUCAUGACAGUGUUAUUCCUUUUUCUAUAAAUAUAUUUUUAUUUAGGGAAAAAAAGUCAGUGAUCAUAAUUGUAACACAUUAUGAGAAAACACUCUGGAUCAACCUAAGUGGGUACACAAGAAUCUUUUUUCUUGAUGUAUGUAAGCACAUUUUUUUUCCUUUCUAUCUGUUUACAAGACUGUGAAUCAAAAAGACAACACUUUCUUCCUAGUUUUUAUAAUGUUUUUUUGAAUUAGUGUGACUGUGGGGCUGAGCUCCAUCCAGUCUUCAGAAAUUGGACUAAGUCACUUAUUCCCAGAAAAGUGUCACGUGGCCAUUCUCCUCCCGUCAUCGAACACUAUUAGGUUUUUGUUCCUGUACCUGUUCCCUGGUCUCCUCAAUCAUUAACUUCUUGAGAGCUCACAGUACACAUCGAUAUGUAUAACUGGCUUUACCAAAUUGAAUGAAAAGGAGCUUGUGCAAAAAAAAAAAAUUUAAA
This is a messenger RNA of Ictidomys tridecemlineatus (thirteen-lined ground squirrel), 7291 nucleotides long. NCBI's taxonomy places the organism in Eukaryota, Metazoa, Chordata, Mammalia, Rodentia, Sciuridae. The record is from RefSeq and is a predicted model, not a curated record.